Molecule: messenger RNA, 393 nt
Organism: Adineta ricciae
Lineage: Eukaryota; Metazoa; Rotifera; Eurotatoria; Adinetida; Adinetidae
Source: the annotation of a GenBank genome assembly
AUGAUAUUAUUUGAUAGCUCGAUUAUUUUCAUUGAUGAUCUUUCUUGUGUGUGUGAUCUUUUACCAGAUCGAAAAAAAUCAACGUACCAACAACUUUUUAAAGAAUUAAAAAGUAUUGCGGCAUUGAAAAACAAAUUAUUUGAACCUGAAAGAGUUGUUAAUGAUUUUGAAAUCGGUUUGAUAUUAGCUGAAGCCGCUGAAUUUCCUCAAGCUAUUCAUCAAGACUUAAGCACAACUUAUGCUGAAGUCGAUGAAAUGAGAUCAUGCUGUCGUAAAUUAAUGGGACUUUGUCUUUUGCCACUUCAAGAAGUUGAAAAUCAAUUUUAUAAUUUACGAGCAUUAUUAGAUUCACGAUUAAAGCAGGAACUGCGUCAAUUAUUUUUAUAUUUUUAA